Messenger RNA from Physcomitrium patens, 3681 nucleotides. RefSeq lists its product as uncharacterized. NCBI's taxonomy places the organism in Eukaryota, Viridiplantae, Streptophyta, Bryopsida, Funariales, Funariaceae. The record is from RefSeq and is a predicted model, not a curated record.
CGGUGCCUUUAGGUGGGUGUUGUCUUAUACUCUCUCUUACUUACACACAGACAGACACACCCACAGACACAGACACAUACACACACCACCACCAUUCACUGAUCGAUCUGCAAGACUAGACACUUCUAGAUCACUCAACACCGGCGAGAUAUCUUCGACUCAUUCCAACGAGGUUUAGUCGAUUCAGGUUUGUUCGGAUUAAUGGAUCUGCGCUACAGCAUGUUUACCUGAUCGAAAGCCUGCAGGACGGAGAGUUUGAGAGCCCUGCAUUGGCAUCGGUAUUUUCACCGCAUUUGGCAUCGAACUAGAUUGUCACGGUUGAUGAUAUUGUUGUUGUUGUUUUUUUUUUUUUUUAUGAGUUAUGUUCGAGCUGGGGUUUGUUUAGAUUCUCACCUGAAUGGAAGAAAAAAAAGACAAAAAAAGAAAAAAACGAUAGGAAGGAUCUUACUGAGACUGCUGAAUUCCCUGACGGAAGUGAGCAGAUGGGCCUUAGAGGCGUCGAAAGUACCGCCUAGUUUGUGGGAGGAGUUCGGGGACUCGGUGCCGGAUCGUUGGUACGAUUGCGGUAGGUUGAAUUAGUUGCGGCAUCAUUAGGGAGUACUGGGACUGUAGCAUGUUCUGAAGAGCUGUGGAUGGUUAGGGUGUUGCGGAGCUGAGGGAGGUUGGCGGGGAAGUUAGACUGGUUUAUAGAAUGAGCGGCAGAUUGGGUUUGGAACUUGUGGAGAGGAGACUUAAGUUUGGAGAGUUAGAGGGAAGGACUUGCAUUCAGUGAUUUGAGAGUUGGGUUUUACACUUUAUCACCACACUAUUGUUGACAGCUGCUGAAGGGUUCCCUUGAUGAGCGAGGGAGCAGCCUUGUAGUGCACAUCGCGGCCCUGCAGAAAAAGAAGUGCCGUGAGUUCGUUGUAGACAUUUCAGUAGAGCGGGUUGGUGUAAAAUUUUCGGAUCUGAUCCAACCCAGGCUUCAGGUUAAAUGUAUAGACGCUCACCGUUCAUAGAACUUAUCAUCAAUCUAACUUGAGCUGCACGGGUGCUGCACUUCUCCUCCCCGGGCUGCUGUGUUGGUUCUGAAAGGUUGCCUUGAUUCAGCCAUCCAGAGCUAGCGUCACGGCGAGAUAUGUGCUCUGAGCAGAUUCAACGCAUCAACUAUACUAUUUUUGGCACAACUGAAUCGCCCAUUUUGCCGUCGCAGCCAUUUUCUUACAUUCUCGACUACUAGACUUAUCAGACCUUGAGAUAGUGGUUUGUUUACACCUAUCCACAUUAGCAAGGGUGGCUCUUCGCACGAACUCAAACCUGCAGGUGUUUACGAAGCUCGAUAAAAGAAACGGAGACUAGAUUGGGGGAGACGUUUCGAGAAGGUGAAUCUUGUUUCACCGCCAAGAAUACCGAAGUCUAAAGGAUCCCGACUCUUGUCGAAGAUGCACAUAGAUUGUCUGAUCUUCAUCUGAAUUCUGGAUCGGAUCACUUUGGAGUUUGAUUCCAGGGCUGGACUUCCACCAUCCUUCAAGUUGUAGAUAGGUCUAUCUGCAACCCCAAUAGUUUCAGAGUCCCGUCCGACAGUGCUAAUCUGAUCGAGUGCAAGUGGACUGGCUCGCACAAUCUGAUACCUUUUAAUUCACUCUUCAUUUCACUGACUCUGACCACGACUUAGCCGCGUCAUCAGAAUGGACACCAACCAACAGGGAUUGCCGUCUCUGAACCAUCUUCUCCAGCAUGCGCUUCGCAGGUUAUGCACCGAAUCGGAAUGGGUUUAUGCUGUCUUCUGGCGCAUUCUGCCGCGCAAUUACCCUCCCCCACAGUGGGACACAGAAGUCGACAUGAUGGACCGAUCGAAGAGCAACAAGCGUAACUGGAUUUUGGUAUGGGAAGGUGGGUUUUGCAACUUCUCUGCCUGCGCCACUGGCUUAGGGAAUGAUGGCAGACCAGGAUCCUUGUGCUUUCAAGGUCGGCAGCAGCCACAAGGUAGUGACGAACCUUGUGAAGCCAUGAGUCCUGAGCUUUUCUUCAAAAUGUCCCACGAAGUUUACAACUAUGGAGAAGGUUUGUUGGGAAAAGUAGCUGCUGAUAACGGGCACAAGUGGGUGUAUCGAGAACCUGUAGAGUACGAUAUUAGUUUUCUCUCUCCAUGGCACGGCUCCCUGGAACCUCAUCCAUGCACAUGGGAAGCACAGUUCAAGUCGGGAAUUCAGACCAUUGCAGUGAUGGCAGUACAGGAAGGCGUUAUUCAGCUAGGAUCCACGAAGAGGAUAGUGGAGGAGUUGAACUUCAUACUCCACUUGCAAAGGAGAUUCAAUUACCUGCAAUCCAUCCCCGGUGUGUUAGUCCCUCACCCUUUUUCGUGCGCAAGCAGGAAGAGGUUGAUCGGCAAUGGUCCUCCGCCCGCUGGCCGUGGCCACAGGAUGGCAAUCCCAGAUUACGACAAGCCCACGUCAAAUCUCAACUUGCCAGUACGCUCAGUCGACCAGUUCAUGUCGUCACGUAUCGGCCCGCAGCUGUGGCGGUCGUCCAGCGACACCACUGUCCUUGGAUUGAAGCGGCCGCUUGAUUCAGACCCAUUACCGUUAUGUACGGAUCAUCCCUACAUGAAUACCGGCGAGGGAUUCCACCAUCAGCGAGAAAGCCCGUCUCCUAUGAAGUCUUUGAACACCGGACUCACAAGUGCGCAGGGUGGGGCGAGUCCUACCAUUCCAAACCUGCUUUCAUCCAUGUCAAGCCUGCAAGCGCUGUUGUCGAAGUUGCCAAGCGUGAAGCCAACGGAGAUGGACAGCAACAACUGCACCAGCGUUGUCACGGCAACUAGCAGCGGCUUCGAUGCCACUGCAGGAAUAAGCGGCCGACCUCCUGUCAGCCGCUCAGUCGUUAACAAAAUGGCCAAGGAAAGGGCCGCUUCUUCGAAAGAGACCGCUGCAGCUGAGAACGGUUACGUGCCUGGGGACUCGCAAACGCACCUGAACCCGGCGUCUAAGACGAAAGCCGAGCCAGUGCAAGAUCAGAACAUCGACAUCGCUGGUGCGGCAACAACAUCGACAAGCUCCCCGAGCUCAGGAAACUCGGAUGUGGUCUCGGCUGAGCACGCGUCGGACGUUGACACCGAGGUACAUCAGACCGGGACUUCUGAAUGCAAAUCUGACAGCCAGAAGGCUUUCUGCAGCUCGACGUUCCUGGACACUUUCGAUAACCUCGCGGACUUCGGCACCCUUGCUGAGGCCGGAGACUCUUAUAACUUAUUCUUGAGUGAGAUGUACAGCGGAUGAUUUCAACUACACAGAUUAAUCAAUUCCUGGCCAUCCAGUUUCACGAUCCGCACAAUCUGUCCUAGGGUGCAACUGAUCCAAGUGAUAGCAUCUCAUACCGAUAUCGAGCCUGCAUUUUUCUUUUACAUUACGAGUUACCCCCGAGUGCUUGGAUUUGCUUACUUUCGUCUAUUAAGAAAGUACAAUCUUAUCUGGAGUUGUCAGAUUUAAAUUAAUCCUGGCCGUUCUUACCGUGGUGGUCAACUGAAAGGGAAACGUGAUUACUUGUGGUAACCGUUUAAUUAAUAUUACUUAAACCUAGAUAAUGGGGAGUAAUUUAUUGUACAGCUUUAGAGGUAUUAAUGGAACACCAUUGACUGCUCUUGCGAACAGAUUCAUGUACUUCUUAAUGUGAAGUGAUAACCAAUAUACAGUUGAUUGGGAA